Molecule: messenger RNA, 1203 nt
Organism: Parascedosporium putredinis
Lineage: Eukaryota; Fungi; Ascomycota; Sordariomycetes; Microascales; Microascaceae
Source: the annotation of a GenBank genome assembly
AUGAGCAACGAUCACGAUGGUCACGAGCUCGACUCGUUCGGCCUGCGCUUCCCUCUACCGUACAGAGUUGGGUUCAUAAUUGUUGCAGGCAUCUGGGGUUGGGGUGUCAAUCUCCAUCUCCUCUACCAGUUCCGGAUAGAUGUUCCCGCGCUCAUCCGAUAUCCGCCUCGGUCGUCCACGAACCACGCACCUCAUCACGUCUCAGCGUACCGGCUCGCCGCCCUGAUCUCGGUCUUGUUUUGCUUGUCCCUCCUCACAUUCUGGACUUUUACCGGCGGAAGCCCCGAACGCGUCGUUGCGUACGACUGGAUGCCCGUGAGCUUUCUCGCAUCACUGUGCAUUCUCUUCCUCGCGCCCGUCCGUAGUUUUAUUCAUGGCGGCCGUAGCCGGUUCAUCGCGACCCUCAAGCGCAUCUCUGUCGGCGGGCUGGCCGAAUCUAAAGAUGGAAAGUUUGGCGACAUUAUCCUCGCCGAUGCGUUGACGAGCUACGCCAAGGUCCUCGCAGAUCUGUACGUCGUGAUGUCGACGUUUUUGACGCCCAAGGUGUCGGCCACGGAGGUCCCGAACCGUUCCGGGGCCAUCGUCCCUAUCAUCGUGGCAAUUCCCAGCCUGAUCCGGCUUCGGCAGUGCCUUAUUGAGUACUUUCGAGUGCGACGGUCGCCGCACAACGCAGCUACGGGCUGGGGUGGCCAACAUCUCGCCAACGCGCUCAAGUAUUCGACGGCAUUCCCGGUCAUCAUUCUGGCGGCUCUCAUCUCCCGCGUACCCGCGGAUCAGCCUAACUACGAGCUCAACCGCGCGUGGGUUAUAGCCUCGCUCAUCCAGUCCUCAUUCACGUUCUACUGGGACGUCGCCAAGGAUUGGGACCUCACCCUGUUCACGUCCGCAAGGGAGCGGUUUUCGGCCGAGUACCCUGCGGGGUUGAGGUGGAGAACGGUAUUCGAGCCGUGGGCCUACUAUGCUGUUAUCGCGUUGGACCUCGUCCUCCGUUUCACGUGGGUGUUUCGACUCGGCCCUGGCCUAGUUCGGCUCCGCGAUAGAGAGAAGACGGUAUUCCUCCUGCAAUUUGUCGAGGUCUUUAGGCGAUGGGUUUGGAUCUUUUUCCGAGUAGAGACGGAAUGGGUCCGGAGCACAUCCUCUGGGCUAGGCCUUGAUGACAUUUUGCUCGGCGACUACGAUGGUAAACAUGACGACGAGGACUAA